Messenger RNA from Halteromyces radiatus, 4360 nucleotides. RefSeq names its product mediator complex subunit Med5-domain-containing protein. NCBI's taxonomy places the organism in Eukaryota, Fungi, Mucoromycota, Mucoromycetes, Mucorales, Cunninghamellaceae. The transcript has 12 exons. The record is from RefSeq and is a predicted model, not a curated record. Bases 37 to 4254 code for a protein of 1405 amino acids. Gene Ontology annotation, cellular component: mediator complex. Gene Ontology annotation, molecular function: transcription coregulator activity. Gene Ontology annotation, biological process: regulation of transcription by RNA polymerase II.
CCUUCACUCACGCGUGGGGCAGAACUCUUAUAUUUUAUGACUACAUACACGCUUGAAACUAUUCUACGUUAUGCAUACUUUAAUGGAUAUAAUUGUAUUCAGUGGGCAGAUCCAGUGAGACAAUGCUUAUUACAAUCUGAACAAGACCUACAACGAGAUCUUUGUGAUCUGUUAUUGAAGCAUAUGUUUUCUACGGCGCGUGUCCACAACAUCUUCCUCGAAUCCUAUCUAACCUAUGCUCUUACUGGUGAUCCUCAAGCAAAGCAAGGGAUGAACAUUGAUGAUACGAAAACACUUAUCAAAGGAAAAUUCUUCUUAUCACAAUUGGUAGCAAGAGAAGAACGUUUCGCAACAAGUAGAGAAUAUGGACAUCAGUGGUCCUGUAUCUUACGGAUUCUUCCUUCAUUACUGCUAGAAGUGGAUGGUGAUCGCAAGGAAAAUUUAACAUGGGCUCCUAUUCUUACUCAACUUUUGAUUAUUCUAUCACAUAUUGUGGCAGGGGGACUUUAUCCUCAACGAAAAAGCGAUCGACAUUCCAGUAACAACGGCGAAAGUGGCGACAAUAGUGACAAUGAUGACGAUAUGACGAAAUUUAAUCAGACAGAAGACUUGAGCUCAUCACAACAACCCAACUUUUCUCUGACAAACAAUACAACUCAAAUGGCAAUGGAUUCUCAAUUGAGUUUUGAUCCUGACGCCACUUGGGAUAUGGAUGGAACAAACGAUGCAACACAACCGGAUCCUUUCGUUGGGCAAGAUGAACAGAAAUUCAACAUUAGUAAUUCACCUCCAAUGACAGCAAUGGCAACAACAACAACAACAGCAGCAGCAGAAGCAACAACAACUACAGCAAUGAAAGUAGAUGUAGACAGUAUCUCUCGCAUGGAUACUAUGCCGACAACUAAUAUACACGAUGUUUCUUCAGUACCUUCGACUGGCGCACAACAACAACAACAACAACAACAACAGCAAUACACAAGUCAGUCUAGUUCUUUGUAUCCUAGUACCAUGGACGAAUCUAUAUCAUCAUCAUCUUUGCAACGAAAUAGGACGGAAUGGGACAAUGCUAUAGCCGCUGCAAAUAUCAUGAUUGAUCUUAUAGAAAAGAAAGGUGUCAAACGUAUUAUUGAAAAAUAUGAACAAGGACAAAAAGAAAUUAGUACAGACGAUAACAAGAAGUUGGAUUCAAAUGAACCUUGGGUAACAUGUCACGAAAUCCUUGUUCCUGGCAAUCAGAAAGCAACAUCAUCAACAGCAACUGUAUCUUCGACAUCCGGUACUCACAAUGUAUAUAUCCAGAAAUUAUUGCUAUUAAUUGAGCGACUGACGGAUCGCGAUUUGGAACGUCGAUUGGCAGUACAUAUGAAAUAUCACGAAUUGGAAGACGAAGGGACAGCAAGAGCAAUGCCAAGUGCAGGUCUGAUGGGUUUAAUAUAUCACAUGGUUCAAAUUCGCCCAGCUUUAAACGAUGAUGAACUAGUGAAUCGGUUAGUCAAAUUACAGGCAAUCAAGGGCUCCUUUGAUGAAUCGUUUUAUCUGGAAUUAUGGUUUGCUGCUUUGACUGGUUUACGAGAGGCUUCCCUUAGUACGAGUUGUCAAAAUAUGGUAUCAAAACAUUCGAGUGAUAAUCAACAAACCAACAUCAAUAACAAUUCAAAUAGUUGCAACACAACAGUGGCGACUAACCGUCUACUAUGGAAAAAUCUGGUGUUAGUCAAGUUACCUCACUUGAUCAAUAAAGUUCAAGAACGAAAACAAAAAGAAGAAUUGGCUAAUUACAGUUUGAAACGGGAUCCACAUCGAAAAUCAAUGGAAAAAGAUGAAGAAAACCCUAUAGAAUCGUCCUUGCUAGAACUCAAAACGUUUACUGGUCUAUUGAAUGCCUGUAGUCCUCCUGCCUGUUGUUCCGAGUUCUAUGUACCUUCUUCAAAGUCAUCCAAAUACGUUGACCGGUUUGCGUUUGGUGGUGACAACAACAGCAACAAUGACGAUAAUGGAAAACACACUUCCACAAUGGAUGAUGAUGAUAUGAUGAUGAUGAUCAAUGAUAACAGCUAUGCAACAACCGCCGACUAUGAUACUCCAGAGUUUAUAAAAACGAUCCGCUCUAUUAGUGCUGACGAUAUAUUUACUAGUAUUGUACGUAGUUGUCAACCUUAUCAUUUUUUGCGCGACAACAAAGUAGACGUGUUACUCAACACAAACAACAACAAGAACAACACGAAAAAGGAUAAUUCACGCAUCAACAAAAUCAAGGAUGAGGAAGAAAACAACAAGGACGGUGAUGGCGAUGAUGAUCUUUUCAAUGAAGAACCGAAACUAGAAGAACAAUACUCUUCAAUGCUAGAUGACGACAUGAUGAAUGGUGAUGAAUUGGAUAGAAAAAGCGACAAUAGUGACAAAUCUGAUGUACUCGCUCAAGUCGACCAAAAUAUAGAUCAACGCAUGAAAGCGAUUCAGAGCAAUGUUACAAAAGCAUCUGUUUCCGAAUUGAUUCACAUUGGUUUUGUCUCCCUGAUUCAUUGGCGGAAGAUAGUGGACUUUUUAUUAAAUCUUUUGCAAACGAAAGCUGAAACUGGUGAUAUUCGUGCCUUAUCUCGAUUAUGUGAUGCCUUGGAUGAAUGCCCAUCAGCGAUUGAUCUUAUUCUUCAACUAUAUCCUCCCAAUGUAUUACUAGGUCCCUUGGAGACGAUUUGUAAUGAAUGGAAUCCAUCUGAAGACUAUAUUAUGGAUGUGGAUGACGGCGCUAGUGGAAAUAAUGAUGAUGAUGGUGAUGAUGAUACAGAUGGUAUUCAAAAUUGGUAUUGCAAAUUUGGCAAGAUAUGGACAUUGGUAUUAGUGGUAGCAAGCAAAUUUGACAUCACUCGAGUCAUCAAUACGAUUUUCAAGAAUAGAAAUGGACUCUGUUAUCAAUUCUUUGUGACUGGUCCUAUCAUAUAUGGUGUACAUGAUCAUGACCAAGACGUGGAAGAACUUGUCGACAAAUGGUUAUCAGCCAUGGGUGGUGAUGGUAUUUCAGAUGAUCUUCUUCGAACAACGAAAUUACAAAUGUUAUUACGUGCAACACCUACAUUGAUCGACAGGUUACUUUUCAUCUAUCAAGCUGGACACGUUGAGUUGGACACUUUUACUGGGGUUCUCUCCUACUUUCAGAAGCGGUUUUUACGAUUUGUACUUGUACCUGGCGUAACAAGGACUCUUUGUGAUGAACUUUUGAAUCGAAAUGCGACAACUUCUAUUAUAUGUCUAGAUCAUCUUUUUGUCAAACACGGUCUUCCUGAUACUUUGGUUGGACUUUGUGGAAAUGCAGCACUUGGAUCUUUACGGGCAUGGAAGGAACGUCAACGACAAUACAAUAUAUUGUGUGCAAAAGAUAAAAACAUUCGCAACAAUAAUAUCCAAUCUGAUACUCAACAACAACAGAAUAAUAUGCAACAAAGGGAUGAUGAAGACCGAGUGAAAAUUCUUGAACAAUUUUUCAUUACAAAACUGGAUUUGGACGACGAACAGCAUUUAUCCUUCCCAGAAACAAUCUCCAGUGGUGUUACUAGGCGAACCUUAUUUGACAAGACACGGGAAAUGUUCAAAUAUAUUGUGAAAAGUGGCCGAUCUAUGUAUAUGAACGAUGUUGAUGGUGAUGCUAAAACAUUAUGGGAACCUGUCAAAUGUGAACUUCCUAAACAAGUAGUAUCUCAUUAUUUGGAUCUAGUCAUGUUUCAAGCGGCAUUGAAAAUGGGUGGCACUCAUUGGUUCAUUGGCAUGAUUGUCGAUGAAGUACUGGAAGCGGGCAAAAGUGGUGGUGCUGUGCGUGCAGCUGAACUUGGAUCUUGCUUGGUAACCACUCCUUUGAUGUACAAUAGUCAUGGUGGUAAUGCUUGUUUAUCUAUGCUUCGAUGCCUUUUACAAGAUGUGAUUCCUUCCUCCAUCAAGCAUUAUGCUAUGCAAAACACAUCCUUUUUCCAGGGCCAAACAUUAGGUGUUUUUGUUAGUGACUGUCUUGUAUUGAUGUAUCAACAAGAAAAUGAUAUGGUUGAUGAAUUGGGCUGCAAGUUUUUUGAAGCAUUAGUGAUCGAUCGUGUCCGUGGUGGUGAGAUCUCUUCCUUGCAAUUGGUACCUCAAUCAAAUGAAGAUGGAUCUCUCUUUAGUUCUUGGGAUGAUGAUGUUGUCAGUAGUCCGGUAUGGCGUGGAUUUGUCAAGGGAUUGAUGAGUAACCCAUUCAUCAAGGAAAUGUGGCCAAAUGCUUAUGCGUCAUGAUGGUGAUACUUUCUUUUUUUUAGUAUAAAGAAAAAAACAUUGUUAUUUAUUGAUUAUAUGCUGUUUGAUAGUUUUAUUCCUCUGAUCGAAAACAAUAAAAGCGUCU